AUGCCCGAACCAGCGAAAGCCGCGCCCAAGAAGGGCUCCAAGAAAACCGUCACCAAGACCGCCGGCAAAGGAGUCAAGAAGCGCAGAAAGGCCAGGAAGGAGAGCUACGCUAUCUACGUGUACAAGGUCAUGAAACAGGUCCACCCUGAUACCGGGAUCUCCUCCAAGGCUAUGGGCAUCAUGAACUCCUUCGUCAACGACAUUUUCGAGCGUAUCGCUGGUGAGUCCUCUCGUCUGGCUCACUACAACAAGCGCUCCACCAUUACCUCCAGGGAGAUCCAGACCGCCGUGCGCCUGCUGCUUCCCGGUGAGCUGGCCAAGCACGCCGUGUCCGAGGGUACCAAGGCCGUCACCAAGUACACCAGCUCCAAGUAAAGCGCCUUAGUCGCUCUGGCAAACCAACGGUUCUUUUAAGAGCCACCCAUCUU
Messenger RNA from Trichomycterus rosablanca, 428 nucleotides. Its product is annotated as histone H2B-like. The record is from RefSeq and is a predicted model, not a curated record. Gene Ontology annotation, molecular function: DNA binding; protein heterodimerization activity; structural constituent of chromatin. Gene Ontology annotation, cellular component: nucleosome. Lineage: Eukaryota; Metazoa; Chordata; Actinopteri; Siluriformes; Trichomycteridae. The coding region runs from base 1 to 375 and encodes 124 amino acids. The transcript has a single exon.